This is a messenger RNA of Parnassius mnemosyne (clouded apollo), 1251 nucleotides long. The record is from the annotation of a GenBank genome assembly. Lineage: Eukaryota; Metazoa; Arthropoda; Insecta; Lepidoptera; Papilionidae.
AUGAUACACAGUUUAUUUAUAAUUAAUCCAUCUGGAGAUGUUUUUCUAGAGAAACAUUGGCGCAGUGUUAUACCCAGAUCAGUAUGUGACUAUUAUUUGGAAGCUCAGCGAGCAUCACCAAAUGAUGUUCCUCCAGUGCUUGCUGCUCCUCACCAUUAUUUAAUAUCUAUACAAAGGGGUGGAGUGGCUCUAGUUGCGGUCAGCAAACAAGAAGUUGCACCUCUCUUUGUUAUAGAGUUUCUGCACAGAGUUGUUGACACAUUUCAGGAUUAUUUCUCGGAUUGUACAGAAACUAUUAUAAAAGAAAAUUAUGUUGUUGUUUAUGAGCUGUUGGAUGAGAUGUUGGACAAUGGUUUCCCGUUAGCUACAGAAAGUAAUAUUCUUAAGGAAUUGAUUAAACCACCCAACAUUCUAAGAACGAUUGCCAAUACUGUCACUGGAAAAUCUAAUGUUUCUUCAAUAUUACCAUCUGGUCAGUUGUCAAAUGUGCCGUGGCGUCGUUCGGGCGUGAAAUAUGCUAACAAUGAGGCAUACUUUGAUGUUGUUGAAGAAGUAGAUGCAAUUAUAGACAAAAGCGGUGCCACAGUCUCUGCUGAAAUACAAGGAUAUAUUGAUUGCUGCAUUAAAUUAAGUGGAAUGCCAGAUUUAACACUGACUUUUGUAAAUCCCAGAUUAUUUGAUGAUGUUUCCUUUCAUCCAUGUGUGAGAUUCAAAAGAUGGGAGUCCGAGAGAAUAUUAUCAUUCAUUCCACCUGAUGGCAAUUUCCGAUUGAUGUCGUAUCAUAUUGGAUCACAAAGUGUUGUAGCCAUUCCAAUUUAUGUCCGGCAUAGUCUUACACUAAGGUCUAAUGGAGACCAAGGAAGAUUAGAAAUGACUGUUGGACCAAAGCAAACGAUGGGAAGAACGUUAGAAAAUGUAGCACUUGAAAUUUGUAUGCCAAAAUGCGUAUUAAAUUGCUCUCUGACAGCCAAUCAAGGAAAAUAUUCAUACGAUCCAGUGAGUAAGGUUUUAUUAUGGGAUAUUGGAAAAAUUGAGCUUCCGAAGUUGCCGAAUAUAAGAGGAUCUGUAUCGGUAGCAACAGGAGCUGAUACAUCGGGGGCGAAUCCAAGUAUCAAUAUACAUUUUACAAUUCCGCAAUUAGCGGUAAGUGGACUUAGAGUUAGUCGCCUCGACAUGUAUGGUGCAAAAUACAAACCUUUUAAGGGUGUGAAAUACAUCACCAAAGCGGGCAAGUUUCACGUGAGAAUGUGA